CAAGAACAGCCUCACAAUCCACUAUCAAAACCUAUUACAACGCUCAAAAAUUUGAAGGAACAAACUACCAACAACAUAGCAUGCGAAUCCCAAUUCACCUCACUAUCACAACUGCUUCUGUCUGAAUCACACAAUCACUCAAUGCCAUGAAAGUUAGCUUACAAAUCUGCAAUUUUUUUUCCUUGAUUUCCUGUCUUUACAGAGAUUUGUAAAAGUUUGAAAUUAGUAUCGAACCCACACUAGUUACCAUUAGUCAAACACUAGUUACCAUUAGUCAAAAUAAUAAACUACCCAAAUAAACCGCAUUGUGGUUGAACGUAUAUAGACACGUCAAUACGUCUUCUUAAGUUGAAAGCAUAUAUGUUUGGUUUUUGCUUUCCUGCCGUAUAUAUCCUUGAAAACGUUUUCACUCCUCCUAAAAGCAAUAGACGUUUAGACGCGUCUUAUUUGAUUUCAGCGUCGUCACUUCAUUGCCUUUUCCGCCCACCAUUGACGACUAAAUCUCUCCCAAUUCGAUUCAUCUGAAACUAACUUCCAUUUUAGGGCUCAUCCAGUUGACUAAAAUCUAAUUUAAAACUACCCCAAUCGAUCUGCAAUUCUUGAACCUUCAAUUUUGUAGAUCCAAUUGAAGUUCCGUGUUCGAGCUCAAGCUCAAGCUAAACACCACAAAACCCAGGUUAAUCGAGAUAAUUUAAGCUCCCUUGAUGGCAUCAACUACUUCGUCUUCAGCAUCUCAUGGUGGAGCUUGAGGGUUUUGUUGUUGUCUCUGGCGUCAACGCGUUUUCUUAUUGAUGGCGGCGCCGAGGAAUAUCGUCGUGGAGACUGGAAAGUUGAUGAAGGAUGAAGAGACUGCCGAAGAUUCCCCUACGAGUAAGAAGCCUAUAGGUGCCAAAUUAGACGGGAGGUUUCCGCUGACUGGAUGGGAAUUUACGGUGGCCUUUAGUGUUUUCUUGGUGUUUUCCACUGGGUUGUUCUGCAUUUAUCUCACAAUGCCAGCUGCUGAGUAUGGCAAACUUAAGCUGCCUCGCUCCAUAUCGGAUCUGAGAAUGCUCAAAGAUGAGCUCGGAACAUAUGCGAACAUUUACCCAACAAAGUUCAUUCUGGGCUACUGCUCGACUUACAUAUUCAUGCAAACAUUUAUGAUUCCUGGAACCAUUUUCAUGUCGUUACUUGCUGGAGCCCUUUUUGGUGUAAAAGGCAUCUUCUUGGUUGUCUUUAAUGCCACUGCUGGUGCUUCAUCCUGCUAUUUUCUGUCAAAGUUAAUUGGAAGACCCAUAGUCUCCUGGCUGUGGCCAGAAAAGUUAAAAUUCUUUCAGACAGAGAUAGCAAAGCGCGGAGACAAGCUGCUAAAUUAUAUGCUGUUUCUAAGGAUAACUCCAAGCUUACCAAACCUUUUCAUAAAUUUGGCAUCUCCGAUUGUGGAUAUUCCAUUUCAUGUCUUCUUUUUGGCUACAGUUGUCGGCAUCAUCCCAGCCUCUUAUAUUACCGUCAGGGCUGGGCUUGCUCUUGGAGAUCUGAAGUCUAUUAAAGAUCUGUAUGAUUUGAAGACAUUAACUGUACUUUUCCUCAUUGGAUCCAUCUCCAUACUGCCAACACUCUUAAAGAGGAAACGGAUAUAUGAAUGAACCAAAUAUAGAUAAACACACCAUUCUACUUUCACAUUUCAUCAAGACAUUAUUGCUACACGCCCUAUUGCUAUGAUAUACGUACACCCAUACAAGAGGAUGGGCAUAGUAAGUGACAAAAUGUAUAAGGAGACUGUAAACUAAAUGUAGUAGACCCAUGGAAGGAUUCCGAAUAUGUUAACCUCUAUUAUACUUGUUAUAUGUAUGUGAAACAAUCUUAUGUCGAUUAUAUUUCUAUUGUCGCUACUUAGACCGGACGGAGCCGGGUGCGGGAAGAGCGGAGGGACCUUUCCCGCUCCGAUGAACACCGCACCAACAGUGCGAGAAGGCCUGCGCGGGGAAGGGGAUGAGGGGCUCGGUUGCUGCGUUCUCGCUCCUUUCGUGAUUGGGUAGAAAAUGUUUUUUUUUUGAGAAUAACCGUUAAAGAAGGGUAAAAUGUGAUUUUUUUUUUGUUUUUUUUUUUCAAAUUCCAACGGCUAAAUGGUUUGAAAUUUAAUUUU
Lactuca saligna is the source of this 2125-nucleotide messenger RNA. The record is from the annotation of a GenBank genome assembly. Lineage: Eukaryota; Viridiplantae; Streptophyta; Magnoliopsida; Asterales; Asteraceae.